Fusarium redolens is the source of this 2072-nucleotide messenger RNA. RefSeq lists its product as uncharacterized. The transcript has 2 exons. Gene Ontology annotation, biological process: secondary metabolite biosynthetic process. The record is from RefSeq and is a predicted model, not a curated record. NCBI's taxonomy places the organism in Eukaryota, Fungi, Ascomycota, Sordariomycetes, Hypocreales, Nectriaceae. Gene Ontology annotation, molecular function: flavin adenine dinucleotide binding; oxidoreductase activity, acting on CH-OH group of donors. The coding region runs from base 23 to 2005 and encodes 660 amino acids.
CUUGUCCAGAUCGUCUGUCACCAUGCGCUGCAACGUCUUGUCACCUUCGCUCUUGGCGCUCAGCCUUUCGACCAGUGUCACUGCUCGUCCAGAGAUUCCUUUCAUCAGUACACUUCUCGACCCCUUGCAGCACAUUGUCAAGUCUGCUUAUGCCGGUGAUGGACUCAAGGUUGGACAUCUUGGUGAACUGGGUGGCAUUCCAGGUGUAGAUGCCGAAUAUGACUACGUCGUCGUAGGAGGAGGCACAGCGGGAAACACCAUCGGUUACAGACUCGCAAAGGCUGGUUACAGUGUCGCUAUUGUUGAAGCCGGCCCUUUUCUUGAGAUUUCCAAGCCUAUUCUUGCGACAUCGCCUGGCGGAGUAACUGCUGGUAGUGGUGCGAGUCUUCUCGACUCUAACCCUCUUCGCGAUUGGAGAUUCACAACUACAGCGCAGACCGGCGCUGAUGAUCGCGAGAUUCACUAUGCUCGUGGAAAAGUUCUUGGCGGCUCAUCUCAGCUCAACUUUCUAGUGUAUCACCGACCGACCAAUGGGACCUUGGCGAAGUGGGCUGAGGAUGUUGGGGACGAUAGCUACACAUGGGACAACUUUCUGCCUCACUUCCAGAAGAGCCCCUCAUUCACUCCACCAGACAACGAGAAGCGAGGCCCCAAUGUGACAACCGACUACGAUGCUUCUGCAUUCUCGAAGGAGAAGGGUCCUCUCCAAAUCAGCUACGCCAACUACGUUCCCUCAUGGUCCGUUGUCGUGGAAAAGGGCCUCAAGUCCCUUGGAUUUAAGGGUAUAGAUGGUUUCAGCAGCGGUAGUCUUCUUGGUUACUCAUACACCACUUCAACUGUCCAACCCAAGACCGCUACCCGAAGUGGUUCCGAUGACUUUGUCAAGACUGCUCGAAGUGAGAAUCUCAAGACUCUCAAGGUGUACACUGAGAGUCUUGCCAAGAAGGUGACCUUUGAUGAUGACAAGAAAGCUACAGGUGUUGAGGUCAGCUCUCUUGGUAUUGACUACUCCCUCAAGGCUCGCAAGGAGGUCAUCGUUAGUGGUGGAGCGUUCCAGUCACCCCAGGUGCUCAUGGUCUCUGGCGUUGGACCCAAGAAGCAUUUGGAAGAGCUUGACAUUCCUGUAGUGACCGAUCUUCCUGGCGUUGGUCAAAACCUCUGGGACCACGUCCUCUUUGGACCUUCUUUCGAAGUGCAAGGUCUUGAGGACACUCUUAGCGCCGCCAUCAACAAUGACACUGUUUUCCAAGGCGCCCUUGAUGCUUAUGCCCAGCAGCAGGCUGGUCCUCUGACAUCCAACCAGGUCGAGCUUUUGGGCUGGGAGAAGGCUCCCGAGAAAUAUCGCUCCAAGUUCUCCGCCGAGACCCUCAAGGACCUUGCGACUUUCCCAGAUGACUGGCCUGAGAUGGAGAUCAUUCCCCUCAACGUCUACUCCGAGGACUGGUCAUUCCCUAUUCUACAGCAACCCACCGAUGGAAAGAAGUACACCAGUCUUAAUGGCGCUCUUGUCGCACCUCUAUCCCGCGGAAACAUCACUCUCCGCACUAACUCGACUUCUGACGCGCCUCUUAUCAACCCUAACUUCCUGACCAAGAAGGCUGACCAGGAAGUUGCCAUCGCACUGUUCCGUCGUCUCCGAGAAGUCGCCAAGUCCACUCCUCUAAAGAACACUGUUCUUCGGGAGGUGUACCCUGGAGAGGACCACGAAACAGAUGAGCAGAUUCUCGCUGUCCUUCGAGAUACUCUGAUGACUGUUUGGCAUGCUGCUUGUACUUGCAAGAUGGGCAAGAAGGACGAUGAGAUGGCUGUUCUUGACUCCAAGGCUCGUGUGUACGGUGUAAAGGGACUGCGAGUUGUUGAUGCCUCGGCUUUCCCUCUGCUUAUCCCUGGCCAUCCUGUCGGUACUGUGUAUGCAUUGGCUGAGAAGAUUGCGCACGAUAUCAUUACGGAAGACAAGAGUGAGGGUUCUGCAUAUAAGAUUGACAUUGAUGUGGAGGUUUCCUGAAAGGUUCCUUAGCUAUUUCUUUUAUUCUUUGUUGGAUUUUCACUAUUCUCUUUAGACGUACAUAGAC